Closterium sp. NIES-67 is the source of this 499-nucleotide messenger RNA. Lineage: Eukaryota; Viridiplantae; Streptophyta; Zygnematophyceae; Desmidiales; Closteriaceae. The record is from the annotation of a GenBank genome assembly.
CAUUCCCUUGUUGCGGAGGGGGUAGAGCAAUCGUUGAAUCGCUAAACGGCUAGCCAUAGGGAAGAGUUCGGUCCAUCAAGGUGAUUGUAGAGUCUAGCCGCGAUGACGUGCGUCCUACGAUGCCCUCAGCCGGUCGCCCUCGCUUAGUGACAGAGAGAGUUCGCCACGGCAUAGUUCGGUCGAUUACCAGCGAUGAGACAGAAAUCUAUGCUCACGUGGUGAAAAUCGUUGAGAAGCAGCACGGCAUCACGUUGCAUCCUAAGACAUUGCGUAACGCUUUGAAUGGGAGCGGACUUGUCGCAAUCAAGCAUCCCAAGAAACCGCGACACUCUCGGAAAAACAAACGCGAUAGGCUGGAAUGGGCGCGUGCCUACGCAGACUGGACGGUUGACGACUAGAAGCGAGUUAUCUGUGCGGAUGAGACCAAGAUCGGUAGUCUUGCAUCCGACGGACUCUCAUACGCCUGCGUUCACGAAGGGACUGCCCUCCAAAGACACCA